CUAAACCAAAUGUCUCUUAGUAGAAAGAUAGAUAGGAAGUCAUGUUCAACCCAACAAAGUCCGAGGGGCCAAUCCGUCCAAAGAACAAAAGCUCUGUGAGGCAUUCUUUUUACCUUACUCCGCGUGAUGAUGCCUUCGAAAGGAGUCAUAAUGCAAGUCAGCUGACUGAUAGGAGUACCAACUCGCCAAGAAUUUUGAAUUCUCAAAGAAGGUCUCCUCGGCAGAUGGUCACUCAAAGGAUUAACAGAAGUAUCGCAGAUAUAUCAAGGGAUUCGAACAGAAGUUAUCUUGAUAGCUCCUGACGAUCUUUUGGUAAGAGAAAAUUGAAGAUAAUUUCCACACGGAAAUCCUCAAUUACGAUGCAAAAUAGGAAAUCGUUGAUAGACCGAAAGCCUAGCUUCGGAUUUAGUUUCUACAAAAUUCCCAAUACUCAGCAUUAUAAUGAACGCAUUCUUAAUGCAAAGUUUUUACCUGGUAAGAGAGGUCAUUUCUUGAAUGAUAUCUAUAAGAUGAAGAAAUUUGUCCCAUCUCCUGAUAAAUAUGAGGUUAUGGGAAAUAUGAGCAUGCAGAACCCAGAGAAAAGGCGAUUUAGCAAAAUUCCAAGACUAACCAUUGCUGAAGAGAUUAUUAAGAAAGGAGCCUCAACACCUGGCCCAGGGUCAUACAAACCUGAUUACAUUCAUUUACACCAGGAGGGAGAGCAUAAGGACUCUGAUAGAAGCCUUGGUUUUAUUGAUGAGGCCAUGUUUAAAGGUAAAUCUACUCCUUUAUGCCAUGAUGCAAAUUUUAAGCAAGUUGAGAAAAAGCCACGAUCUACAUUAUUUAUGCUCUCCCGUGCUGAAAGAUCAGUUAAAAAUGUGAAGAAAUCUGGUUUGAGUCCUUGAAGUUAUAAUCCCCUAGAUUCGUUCAAAAAGACACAAAUCUCAUUAAGAAAGACAGGAUUUGGAAACCCCACAAACAUCCCUACAUUUUCUGAUGAAGUAGCGAAAUUAAAGAAGUUUGUCCCUCCUCCUGGGGCAUAUGAUAUUUCCAAAGCAGAGCUGAAGGUGUACAAGCCUUUUACUCGGAAGAGGAGGUAAAUCUGUUCAAUCAUAUAAAA
Moneuplotes crassus is the source of this 1099-nucleotide messenger RNA. Lineage: Eukaryota; Ciliophora; Spirotrichea; Euplotida; Euplotidae. The record is from the annotation of a GenBank genome assembly.